AUGGAAAGUGACUACUCAGACAGUUGCAGUGAAACUGAUGACUCGUUCAGAAAACCAAUGAGUAAGAAACGAAAAACAACAGGUCGAGUUAGGGAUGUUAUGAGAGAUUUGCGAGCAGCGUCUCACGAGCUUGGGCCGGAUUGUAUCACCAAGUCAUCAGUUUAUAAUGUUUUACAAGAACAUCGCGAAAAUAAUGGUGAAUUUAGACCAGCAGUUGCGUACCAUAGAGGAAACAAAGUUCUUGAUACAAUUACAGAUCAACAUAAGAAUAUGAUUCGUCGGAUUGUUCACAGUUUCUUCUUAAAUAAUGAGCUUCCAACAAUCCAAAAAAUUCUUCAGAAAAUUUCUGAAAAUCCUCACAUCCCUAAUCUAAAGAAGACUACUUUGGGAAAAGUAUUGAAAUCAAUUAAUUUUCGCUUUAAGAAAAGAUGCCGAAAUAGUGUCCUAAAGGAAAAAAAUGAGAUUAUAUCGUGGAGGCGUCGAUACUUGCGAAGUAUAAAGCAGUAUAAACAGGAAAAUCGAAGUAUCUUCUAUCUGGAUGAGACUUGGGUCAACGCUGGCCAUACUGUUGACAAAGUUUGGACAGAUAUAUCAAUUACCAGUGCUCGACAAGCGCAUGUGGAAGGCCUAGCUACAGGACUUAAGCAUCCUUCUGGAAAAGGAAAAAGACUCAUUGUCUUACAUAUCGGUUCCAAAGAUGGGUUUGUCGAUAAUGGAUUGCUAUUGUUCGAGUCUAAGAAAACUGGUGACUACCACGAAGAUAUGAAUUCAGAUGUUUUCGAGCAGUGGUUACAAAGAAUUCUACCAACUCUACCUCAAAAUACGGUUAUUGUCUUAGACAAUGCAGCAUACCACAGUAGGAAAUACGAAAAAAUGCCAACCAGUGCCAUGCGGAAGGCUGAUAUUCAAAGUUGGUUACGACAAAAGAAUAUUCCAUACACUGAUGAUAUGGUCAAGGCAGAACUAUUAGCAUUGGUAAAAGAUAAUCUAUUGAACAGAAAUAUGUGGUAG
This is a messenger RNA of Diabrotica virgifera virgifera (western corn rootworm), 1011 nucleotides long. RefSeq lists its product as uncharacterized. Gene Ontology annotation, molecular function: nucleic acid binding. Lineage: Eukaryota; Metazoa; Arthropoda; Insecta; Coleoptera; Chrysomelidae. The coding region runs from base 1 to 1011 and encodes 336 amino acids. The record is from RefSeq and is a predicted model, not a curated record. The transcript has 3 exons.